CGGGCGGCGCCCCGCCCCCUUCUCUGACUGGCUGGCGCACACCGACACCGCCCUGUUCGCUGUUGACCGACCCUGGAGUCGAAGCGGUCGGGGGCCUUUACGGCCGUGGAAUGCCGGAAAGUGCAAAAAUCCUCUUCAUAUGUCUCCCCCACAGAUAUAUAGUUCUGUGAGAACACAUAUCUGACAUUUCAUAGCUAUGUCAGUGCCUGGAACAUAAAGUGCUCAAAAAGCUGAAUGAAAAACAAAAAGGUAUGUUAUGUAUAAAGGUGGACACUUUUCAUAAUAAAUGAAAAUGGCCAACAAUUCUUUAAGAGGAGAAGUACUGAACCUUUAUAAAAAUCUGCUGUAUCUUGGACGAGACUAUCCAAAGGGAGCAGACUAUUUUAAAAGGCGUCUGAAGAAUGUUUUCCUUAAAAACAAAGAUGUGAAGGACCCAGAGAAGAUCAAAGAACUUAUCGGACGAGGCGAAUUUGUAAUGAAAGAGUUAGAAGCCUUAUACUUUCUUAGGAAAUACAGAGCAAUGAAACAACGCUAUUAUUCAGAUAGCAACAAAACUAACUGAUUACAGUUACUAUAAUUUGAUUGAAAUGCAGUGUCAGCUAUUUAUGUAAACAAGAUAUGAUAAAAAUAAUUGUGCGUUACGUUAAAAUGGCAAGAUAUACAGGUUAUGUAAAAAAUACCUGCGCUGCCUUAUUGAACUGAAAUAGGUUUCAAUCUCUAUUCACAGAGCUUUAUCAGCAACCCUUUAUGCUUAAUUUUUAUACAAAAUUAGCAAUAUAGCCAACUACCAAUUAAAAAAUAAUGAGCACCCAUUUUGAAUGAAACUAUAGUGCACCUGAAAUAAUUUUAAUUUAGUAAGUUUUUGCCAAUUAUUCUUAUCCCAUUUUUCCAUUUUACUGACAAGAGAAUGCCACUUAAUAUACAUUUAACUAAAAAUAAUUUCUUGCACAUUAAUUCCCCUUAACUUUUGAAGGAAUACCACCUUAUUUUUGACCCUGUGUGGCACUUAAUUCUCAGCACACACUCAAGAUUCACUACAAAGCAGAUAGCACCUGGCGAUGAUAGAAGUGUAGUUACAGAAAUAAUGUGUGUGUGGAGUAAGAUUAUUUCUGAUCUUGAAGUAGGCUGCCAUUGAUUGGCAUUACAUACAACCUGUUUAAUAUCUUCCAUUAUUAAUUUUGCUGCUGGUUCUCUUUGGGUCUUAAAACAAGUCACCUGUUGUGUAUCAAUUACCUUUACUGAUAAAAAGUAAUAAAUAAUGUUGUUAUUCUAUUCUUUCAUCAUAAAGACAGGUCUGUUUUGCAUCUACUUUUAAAUGAAUUAACAUGGUAAUGGACCUAAAUCUAUCAUGGUUUUAAGUAAACACUUAAAACCUUUAUAGAAUGUUCAAAACACCUUUCACAAAUAAAGAAUAUAUCUAACUUA
Molecule: messenger RNA, 1425 nt
Organism: Hyaena hyaena (striped hyena)
Lineage: Eukaryota; Metazoa; Chordata; Mammalia; Carnivora; Hyaenidae
Gene: ETFRF1
Product: electron transfer flavoprotein regulatory factor 1
Exons: 4
Coding region: 287-562 (91 amino acids)
Biological process (GO): respiratory electron transport chain
Cellular component (GO): mitochondrion
Source: RefSeq, a predicted model, not a curated record